AUGAAGAAUUUCUCUGUACAAUAUUUACUUUCACAUGAUGAUAAUAAAAAAGAUAUAUCAUCUGCACCAAUAGCAACAACGUCGUCCAAUACAUUAAAUAUAACUACAUCAGAUGAUGUUGAAGAUGAUAAUCAUUCAUCUGCUUCAUCGUCUUUUUAUGAUUCAUCAAAUGACGAUGAUGAUGACGAUGAUGAACAACCAAUAGUUAGUAGAAAUCCUCUGGAUACUAGUGCAACAUCUGAAGAUAGUGAAACAUCAAAAUAUCUUCAACAAGACCAUAGUCAUCAUCAUGAAACAUCAAAAAGACGAAAACGACGAGUGCUAUUUACUAAACAACAAACAUUUGAACUUGAAAGACGUUUUCGCCAACAACGCUAUUUAUCUGCACCAGAACGAGAACAUCUAGCUAGUGCAAUAAAUUUAUCAGCUACUCAAGUAAAAAUUUGGUUUCAAAAUCAUCGCUAUAAAAUGAAACGUUCACGUCCUGACAAAAAUUUAAUCGAUACAGCAAUGUCUGCUCCUCGACGUGUGGCGGUUCCAGUACUUAUUCGGAAUGGUCGGCCAUGUCAUCAACAACGUUUUUCUCUCCCAUCGUCAUCAUCAACAACAGCAGCAGCAGCAGCCGUAUCUAGUCAACGCAUUCAUGGUCAGUCAAUAACAAGCAGUAACAGCUCAUUAGGAGAAGCAUCAUUAUCAUGCAAGAAUGAUGCUCCUCCCAGUAUACUAUUUAAUGACAGACAACAUAUGAAAUGUGACAAUAUGGAUUUGUUCCAACAGUUUCUUCUUUCACAAUGGGCACUUUCAAAAAAAUUAUUUUUUCCAACAACUUAA
Molecule: messenger RNA, 831 nt
Organism: Rotaria socialis
Lineage: Eukaryota; Metazoa; Rotifera; Eurotatoria; Philodinida; Philodinidae
Source: the annotation of a GenBank genome assembly